Trifolium pratense (red clover) is the source of this 1191-nucleotide messenger RNA. RefSeq lists its product as uncharacterized. The transcript has 8 exons. Lineage: Eukaryota; Viridiplantae; Streptophyta; Magnoliopsida; Fabales; Fabaceae. The record is from RefSeq and is a predicted model, not a curated record. The coding region runs from base 77 to 1069 and encodes 330 amino acids.
GUGUGCAACAGACAUAUAGAAUUGAGGUUGAAUUUAUCCCUUUGAGUUGUGAGCAGUGAGCACAACUGACGCAACAAUGAGAGGCUGCGCAUUGCCGUUAACCAUCAACUUGUUACCUUUUCUUCAUCACAUUCAUUCAUUCCCAUCAUCUCACUCUUUCACCAUUCACAAUCCAACGCCAAUACUCUCUACAAUCCAUCUUCAUCGUCACCGAUUCCCUUCAAUUUUACUUCAUGCCCAACAACAACAACAACACCAACCACAUCAUGAUGAAGAACAAAGCUUUCAAGUAUUAACAUCUUUGAAAACUGAUUACAAUGAUAUCAUGAUAGUUGAUACCCCUAAAUCUAGAAUGCUUCUCCUUGAUUCAUCUCAUAAUGUUCAUAGCAUUCUUUACAAGGACACAAAAUGGACUAAUUCCUACUGGGAUGAAUUUGCCAGCUUGCCAGCCAUUGUUCCAGAAGGUCCCAUUGCUAUCUUAGGUUUGGGUGGUGGAACUGCUGCUCAUCUGAUGCUUGAAUUGUGGCCUUCACUGCAACUUGAAGGCUGGGAGAUUGAUGACAUUUUGAUCGAUAAAGCAAGAGAUUACUUUGGAUUAUCUGAUUUGGAGAAGACAACAGAAGACGGUGGCAUUCUAAAUGUUCAUAUUGGCGAUGUCUUUGCUCCCUCGGAGGAUUUGCACAAAAGAUAUGCCGGAAUUGUAGUUGACUUGUUCUCUGAUGGGAAAGUUUUGCCUCAGCUGCAAGAGGUUAGUACUUGGUUGGAAUUACAUGAUAGAUUGAUGGCUAAUGGUCGUUUUAUGGUGAACUGUGGCGGCAUCGAUAGAAGUAGUGAUACAGAAAAUUUAUCAAAUGAUGAGGCAUGGUUAUUAAAUUCGGCAAUAAGAGCAUUAUCUAAAGCAUUUCCUGGACAACUAAGUUGGAAGAGAAUGCCAAAGGAAUGCGGUGAAAAUUAUAUGGCACUUACAGGACCGUUGCCUGAUCUGAAAUCCUGGUCUGAUAAUGUCCCUUCUCCUUUGAGCACGAGAGUGAUGGAUUGGAGACCUUGUGGAAUGAUUUCUAGAAUUUGAUCAUCAUUACUUCAUAGUUAAUGUGAAAAUAUGUCUUGUAGUUAAAGAAGUUAAAUUAUUUUGAGAAUAUUUCAAACUAGUGUCCUGACAUUUAAUGUGCAUGCAUAGUGUGACACUCUUAA